Coregonus sp. 'balchen' is the source of this 7957-nucleotide messenger RNA. The record is from the annotation of a GenBank genome assembly. Lineage: Eukaryota; Metazoa; Chordata; Actinopteri; Salmoniformes; Salmonidae.
AGAGAGAGAGAGAGAGAGAGGCUUAGACCAUCCGGGAAAUAAGAAAUAAUUGUUCCUCGUAAACUUUUACGCACAAAGGCAUUUUGGACAUCUUUUGUCGGAGCCUCGAGUCACUUUCGUUGAGUCUAUCUGAGUGAACACGUUGCUCAAGCUGCUCCUCUGGAAAACAUACUUUAUCACCCGACCGUUUCUUAUCUGGUGAGAUAAUACAAAAGCUCUUGGAUGAAAUUGUAUUCCUCCUCUGCACACUGCUAUCAACGUUUUAUGUGAUUCGCAUGACUAUUGAUAGAAAUAUAUGCAUACCAGAUAUGGCUCGCCUAUCUAUUGUGCUGUUUGAUUAGGUUCCUGUUAUGAUUUAAUUACAACGUGCAAGAGGAGUGAUCCUCAGGAUAGCUGGGGUCGCUGAUAGUUAGUUAUAUCUACAUGUAAAGAUAUGGGAAACCAUCAGUGUCAUUUUAAUCCAUUACAUAUCAAUCAGAGUGAUACAGAUAAUAUAUGACUCUUGUUGUUGAAUGUUGAUCAAUUUGUUUUCUGUUUUUUCUUUUAUUUCUAAAGCCUAGCUAUUGCGAUUUACACCCGCUUAGUUUAGGCCUAAUUCGUGAAAUUGUACCUAAAUAAUACCAACAUUUAUUUUAAAGGGAAAGGAGCGCAUUUUACAAAAGAUGAAGAUAAUAGAUAUAGACCACAACAGGCUAUGUCCCAGGCUUGAAUUUUAAGCUGCAGCUAGAUUGUGUUUCUUCUGUAAUUAGUGCUAUGGCUUCCAUCUCUCCACUACAGGACACUUUUGUUGAUUGUGGUAUUUCCCUUUCAUACAGGAGCGGAUUUAUUUGCUUAUUAUCCAGCGACUGGAUAACGAAGAAUCGCCCACGACUCGAGGUGCCCUAGGAGCUGCGUGAAAGUGUCUUUACUUGACCCGCUUUGUCCCAGGAGUCAGUACCCAUAUUCUUCCAAAUAGGACGAGUAUACGGUGUAAAAAUGUACCAAAGCCUUGCUUUGUCAUCCAACCAGUCCCCAUACGCACACGAUGCAGGGAACUAUAUUCACCCUUCGGCGAGUUCCCCAGUCUACGUGCCCACUACGAGGGUGCCUGCUAUGCUGCAAACCCUGCCGUACUUGCAGACAUGCGAGUCCGCCCAUCAGUCUCAUGGCCUCGGCGGGCAUCACGGCUGGCCUCAGUCUGGCACAGACAGUUCGUCUUUCAUCCCGGGCAGCCCCCAUCCACCUCCCGGGUUCUCCUACUCUCACAGCCCGCCAGUAAGCAGCAAUACCGGCAGGGACACAGCCUACCAGAACCAGCUAGUGCUUAGUAACGGUGGUCGGGUCGACCACUAUGGCAGCACUUUGGUGCGGUCAGUUGGAGGCUCAUACUCGAGUCCGUACGCGUAUAUGAGCCCCGAGAUGGCGACCUCUUGGACACCUGGGCACUUUGAGAGCGGCAUGAUCAGUCUUCAGGGACGGCAAGGUUGCCUGUCUGGGAGAAGGUCCAGUUUGGGUAUGUAACAGUCUUUGAUAAAUGUGGCUACACAUGUGUUUUUUUUUUGUCUGACAUUUCCUCUGAAACUAAAGGGAAUUUGUAAAAUCAAAUAAUAUACUCCUAUUUAAUAAUGUUCCCCUGAUGUAUUUGUAAUUGGUGAAGGCCACGAAAAGAAUAUAGCACAUAUUGAAUAAAAAUGAACAUAAUUCAAUUUAUAUCGCAGGCCUAGUAACCCUUUAGUGACAUAUAGGCCUACAUAUAUUUUGGGGGCAGACAAAAUAUGUAGACCUAUAUUUUGAUAAAUAUUAAUACGAUUUUAAUAAGAUAAAAAAUUGUGGAUAAUUCACCUUGAAUUUCAUGCAAAAACAUUUUCAUUACAGUUACGUUUUGGUUAGGCCUACUUUUGCUAAUGAGGCUAUUCGUUUGUGUGUCUGUGAAGGGUUACAGAGGCCGUUUGUGUGUCUGUGAAGUGUAACAGAGACCCGUGCGCUGACCUCACAAUUUAUAGCCUUGUUCUUUCUAAAGGUAUUUAUUGAUGCGAUUGAGAAGUCCCAUUGUACGUGGUCAAUUCUACAAUUGAUUGUACUCAGUCACUGUGAUUCAAUCAACCUUUAAAAAAGAACAAUCUUUACCAGCUUUCACAAUACACAUUCUUUAAAAGAGAGGUUACUAAAACCAGUUAAUUGAGGUGCUAAUUUAUCCUCACCAACAGUCCGUUUUCUUUUCUAGUGUUUUGAUGAUCAAUACACACUCACUAGUGGAAACUGUCCAAUUGUCACCUUGAUCAGAUCAGACAGUAAAGGCCUAUUUGGAAAUGGGUCCAAGAUACACGUUUAGUACGCAGCCAACACGUCCUUUGAUGGUCGAAAAUCAGAAUGUUUUGAAGUGGGAUUUUCCCCUGUUGCAUGGAUAUAAGGACGCGAUUCCUUUGUAGGCCAUAGCCCGUUUCCAGUUAAUAACAAUACACACUAUGCGUUUGUUGAUUACUUCGUUUCACAUCAAACAGGAACGGAUUUUCAUUCUGGUGAAAAUAUUUCGUUAUUUUUUGUUUAUUUUGGAUUCAUGGUUCCUGGAUUUGCUGACUUGUUAAACGAAAAGUGGUGUGUGUGUGUGUGUGUGUGUCUGUGCGUGUGUGUCUGUGAACGGUGGGGCUUAGACAUCUACCCCAAGUUUGGUUUACAAGACUAUGUUGUCAAUAGCUUAGUUAUAGCACUUUGAUAUCUCAUGGCACUCUUACACAUGAAGAAACUAAGACAUUUACCAUGAUUAUGAAAAUGUAUGCACUCACUAACUGUAAGUCGCUCUGGAUAAGAGCAUCUGCUAAAUGACUAAAAUGUAAAAUUAUAGCCCAUAAUGAAUAAAAAGGAACAUAAUUGAAUAAUUGAAUGCCAAAUGGCGCAGCGUUCUAAGGCACUGCAUCUCAGUGCUUGAGGCGUCACUACCGACCCCCUGGUUCUAUUCCAGGCUGUAUCACAACCGGCUGUGAUUGGGAGUCCCAUAGGGCGGCGCACAAUUGGCCCAGCGUCGUCUGGGUUUGGCCGGUGUAGGCCGUUAUUGUAAAUAAGAAUUUGUUCUUAAUUGACUUGCCUAGUUAAAUAAAGAUAAAAUUAUUGUUACUAGGUUUUGUUCUUCUUCUAUUGUUAUUAUUGUUAUCAAUACUACUGUUGUUGUUUUUAUCAAUUUAUCCUAUUUCAAUAUGUGGAUAAGGAAUUUGAGUGAUUAAUUGUAGGAGGCCGUCGAGUGUCAGUAGCUUGAAUGAUUUGGGGACCCCUGGAUCCUUAACACUGAUAAGAGCCCCAUUGACAUUCCACCCGUCUGGGCCCUGUGCCCCGCCAGCAAGCCGCCCAAAUAGAUACGUCUAUGACCCUCUCUCCAUAUUGAUACAUUCAGUUUAGAUCUCUGUUCAUCACUAGAGGGCUUUAACCCUCCCGUUGUCCUAGGGUCAAAAUGACCCGCCACUGUGUUGAACCAACUUUAUUUAAUUUUUAUAUUUUUGGGAUCAUUUGUGAGAAGGAGGCAGUGAGACUUUAAAGAAAGUCUCACUGCCUCCUUCUCACAAAUGAUCCAAAAAAUAACAGAGCUGAGAGGGGGAACAUUUAUCAGGCGCUGGCUCUUUAUGUCAACGAUAUUGGUUUACAAACAUCAAACAUGCUGGUGUUAUGUCCACCAAUACAGGUUUACAAACAUCAAACAUGCUGGCGUUUUAUUUCCACCAAUACAGGUUUACAAACAUCAAACAUGCUGGCGUUUUAUUUCCACCAAUACAGGUUUACAAACAUCAAACAUGCUGGUGUUAUUUCCACCAAUACAGGUUUACAAACAUCAAACAUGCUGGCGUUUUAUGUCCACCAAUACAGGUUUACAAACAUCAAACAUGCUGGUGUUAUUUCCACCAAUACAGGUUUACAAACAUCAAACAUGCUGGUGUUAUGUCCACCAAUACAGGUUUACAAACAUCAAACAUGCUGGCGUUUUAUUUCCACCAAUACAGGUUUACAAACAUCAAACAUACUGGUGUUAUGUCCACCAAUACAGGUUUACAAACAUCAAACAUGCUGGCGUUUUAUGUCCACCAAUACAGGUUUACAAACAUCAAACAUGCUGGUGUUAUUUCCACCAAUACAGGUUUACAAACAUCAAACAUGCUGGUGUUAUGUCCACCAAUACAGGUUUACAAACAUCAAACAUGCUGGCGUUUUAUUUCCACCAAUACAGGUUUACAAACAUCAAACAUACUGGUGUUAUGUCCACCAAUACAGGUUUACAAACAUCAAACAUGCUGGCGUUUUAUUUCCUCCAAUACAGGUUUACAAACAUCAAACAUGCUGGCGUUUUAUUUCCACCAAUACAGGUUUACAAACAUCAAACAUGCUGGUGUUAUUUCCACCAAUACAGGUUUACAAACAUCAAACAUGCUGGCGUUUUAUGUCCACCAAUACAGGUUUUCAAACAUCAAACAUGCUGGUGUUAUUUCCACCAAUACAGGUUUACAAACAUCAAACAUGCUGGCGUUUUAUUUCCACCAAUACAGGUUUACAAACAUCAAACAUGCUGGCGUUUUAUGUCCACCAAUACAGGUUUACAAACAUCAAACAUGAUGGUGUGUUCUGUCCACUGAUAUGACUUAACAAACAUCAAAGAUGUCUUAAUUUAUGGCCUUCAUGUCUGGAUUUAUGAUUUAUUUUAUAUGCUUUCAAUGUAUCCAAAAAAAAUACAAAACUGACCAAAGAAGCAACAUUUUUACCCAAUAUCCAAAUAGGCACACACAUAGCACUUGCAAUCACAAUAGGCCUGAAUUGUAUUCCAGAGUCUAUAAACACAUUUUACUAAAAUAUCUUAUAAAUAAGAUGAUGUCCAAAUUGACAGAAUAAUGCAAUUUAACUCAAGGUGAUGAUGUAGCUAGUUUCAGCCGUGUUCAUGUUUUUGCUCUAGCGUCAUCAUGUGGCAAUGGCACAUUGUAUUAAAACCAACCCAAGGCUAGGCUACUGAGAAUAUUAAAACUCUAUUACUUUGGCUGCGUCAUAUUACAGACAUGUCAGAGGAGUUCCCAGGAGAGGGGCGCGAGUGCGUAAACUGCGGCUCCAUCUCCACUCCUCUGUGGCGGCGGGAUGGUACUGGGCACUACCUGUGCAAUGCCUGCGGACUGUACCACAAGAUGAACGGAAUCAACAGACCGCUCAUCAAACCCCAGAAACGCCUGGUAAGCACCAUUGCAUUAUUUGUGUGUUCAUAAAAGUGUAUGGAUGUAACAUAACUUAUAACUAGGUUUCAUCCUAGGUUCCUCCUGCCUUCUAGGGAGUUUUUCCACUGUGCUUCUGCCACUGCAUUGCUUGUUCUUUUGGGGUUUUAGGCUGGGUGUCUGUAUAAGAACUUUGUGACAACUGCUGAUGUAAAAAGGGCUUCAUAAAAUACAUUUGAUUGAUUGAUUGAAUUUGACUUAGAUGCAUCUUAUUGAUUAGGCCUAUUAUUCACUAAUACAGUAUAUUUUACAAUAGUCAAUGUGGAAUUAUUUUGGUCACUAAAUGUAUUGAUUUGGUUUUGAGAAAAAGCUGGCUUAAGCAGAUAGUACUUUCUUCUAGGUCAAACCCCGUUAACACAGGUAUUGGUUGGAAAAAAGUGUGAGGUAGAGGGUCAGUGUGUUCCUUCAGAAGGUUAGUGUAGGAGAGUGAGGGAAAUAACUCUUCACCACGGUCUCUUUCCCAGUCAGGAACCAGAGUUAGGGAAAGAGGCCUUCACCAUGGUCUCUUUCCCAGUCAGGAACCAGAGGGAAAGAACUCUUCACCACGGUCUCUUUCCCAGUCAGGAACCAGAGUGAGGGAAAUAACUCUUCACCACGGUCUCUUUCCCAGUCAGGAACCAGCCUCUCAGAGCGAGCAGCUGCUGUGAGUUACCCUAGCCAGCUCCGCUCCGCUCUGCCUGGCCUGGCCUGUUUUUGUUUUAAUUUGUCCUUCAGUGACCUUGCCCUUGGGUUGUCUGUUUUUAGACAGAUCUGUACGAGGCGAGAGAACAAUGUGACCAAACUACAGUGUGUUUCUGCAGAGAAAUCUCACUUGUGUCCAUUGACAAGCUGACAGAGAGGCGAGGCAGGUUCAGCCAAGAGUGCUUAGUGCUUAGCCCAGCACUAUGUGAAACAUUUCUCAUGUCAAGUCCUUAGCAGUACACUGCAUGUUUGGUCUCAUCGUGGAUACUAUAGGGGGCAUUGUGUGCACACUGCGCACUUCACUUACAGUGAAGAGAUAGUUUACCCAAAUAAAAAAAUCGACCACAUCUUAUAAACACCUAAAAAUAAUAUUAUACGACAGAGUCCAUGGAGUCAGCAAUGCAAGAUUGUUUUUUUGGGCUGAGCUAUCCUUUUAAGGUGCUCGUUCCCUGCACCUGUCAUACAUACAUCCCCCAGGGGCCGACUCGCCAUCUAACCCUAAAUCUACACUUUUCAUCUUCAGCUGGCCUUGUCCUUGGUCCAGUUCUCUCUCAGAAAAAUGUCAGAAUAAUGCUUUGAGUUACGGUGACGGUAUAGUCUGGCUAUUGACACCUUCUCCAUCUACAGCAGACCACAUCUCGCCGGGCCGGCCUGUGCUGCACUAACUGCCACACCAGCACAACCACGCUGUGGCGUCGCAGCGCAGAGGGAGAGCCUGUCUGCAACGCCUGUGGCCUCUACAUGAAACUACAUGGGGUAGGCAACACACACACCAUACAGACACAUAUACACACACAAACAUUUCCCAUGCACCCUACUCUACUCACAUCAUGUAAUGUACACAACGUUUGCGCUGGAGGAAAACCUGUCUAAAAUGCUACUGUAAUAACCAACCCCUAUCAGCCUGGCAGUGCAGUGUGGGUCACGUAAACCAACCCCUAUCAGCCUGGCAGUGCAGUGUGGGUCACGUAAACCAACCCCUAUCAGCCUGGCAGUGCAGUGUGAGCAGCAUAUUAUUUGUGUUAUGUAAAAGCUUAUCACGGUCAUCAUGGUUGUUGUUAUCAAUAGAGAGAGGUGGGAGGAAAGGUCAUUGUGUGUGUUUUCGAGGCAAGUUGGCCUUUGUUACAACUAGGAUCUACAUUAUUGGCCUCUCCUCCUCCUCCUCUCAGAUCCCCAGACCAAUGGCCAUGAAGAAGGAAAGCAUUCAGACAAGGAAACGGAAACCUAAGAUGCCCAAGUCCAAAACCUCAACAGGUAAGAAUGAGGAACGGAAUGAGAGAGAAUGUAUGAAGUUUAGUUAGGUUGAUGAAAGUUUGCAUCUGUGUGUAAGAGAGAGAGGGGAGCGGAAGAACCGACCUGUAUAAAAUCCUAUUGAUAUCGUACGUCGGUCUGGUCCGAUUUGUACCUGUCACUCACCCAUUUGUCUGUUUUCUUCAGGAGGUUCGUCAGCGUCAGGCACCAACUCCCCGUCCUCCGUGUCUGUCUCAGAACAUGCCUCUACUAUAAAGAGUGAACCCAACAUGGCCCCCUCCCCCUACGCCGGACAGACCAUAGCCUCUGUGUCCCAGGUAAGGCCGGACAGACCAUAGCCUCUGUGUCCCAGGUAAGGCCGGACAGACCAUAGCCUCUGUGUCCCAGGUAAGGCCGGACAGACCAUAGCCUCUGUGUCCCAGGUAAGGCCGGACAGACCAUAGCCUCUGUGUCCCAGGUAAGGCCGGACAGACCAUAGCCUCUGUGUCCCAGGUAAGGCCUCUGCGUUCCAGGAUCCUCAUACUGCUACAGUACUAGCCUCAAGGAAGACAGUAUGAUAUGCUUUCAAUGUUCACUGCCCGAAAAUAAGUCCAUAUUUGAUGUUCACUUAAUUCUAUCCCACUUAGAUCCCAGUUCCUAGGCCUUAUUAUCAUUGUGCUCAGUCAUUUACAUAUCUCAUUAUUUCUCCGAAGGCUUCAUCACAUCUGGACAGUGCAGGAUCAGGACAUGUGGACAUCAAGUAUGAGGACUACACCUUCACUCCUACAUCUAUCACCCCACAGAACUCCUGGUGUGCUCUGUCUCAGGCGUGA